GGGGUAAGGCCCCAGCCUGGGAGAGGGGUGAGGACAGGGUAUAUGAAUCACAGCGAGGCCUGUCUCUGUUCCCAGGAGCAGCCACUGAGCCCAGUCCACCAUGGAGCUCACGGCCACCUUCCUGGUGCUCUGUGUGGCUCUGUUCAGUCAUCCUGCUGCCACUUUCUUCAUGGACACAAUGGUCAAGCCUGUGGCCUCAGCUCUGACCGACCUCAACCCUGCUGUGGAGGCUGGGGCAGAGGCCCUGGCUGGGGCAGAAGACAUAACUGAGACAGCAGCUCUGGCUGGGGCAGGGGCCAUGGCCAACCCCCUUCUCAAAGGCUUCAGCCCCCUGAAGUUCAUCCUGACCAUCCUGGGGAUCCCAGUGGAACAUCUCAUUGAGGGUUCCAGGAAGUGUGUGGCCGAGCUGGGCCCUGAGGCCGUGGGAGCUGUGAAGUCUCUGCUGGGGUCCCUGAUGUACCUUGGCUGAGCGGAGGCUGGAGUAUCUCUGCCUGGGGAUGAUGCUGCCAUCUGUAGGCUGGGGACCUGCUGCCCAGCCCUGAACAUCCAGCCUUCCUUCCCCUACUCUCUCAAUAAACAUGGAUAAGA
Messenger RNA from Acinonyx jubatus (cheetah), 588 nucleotides. RefSeq names its product secretoglobin family 3A member 1 (gene SCGB3A1). The transcript is spliced from 3 exons. Gene Ontology annotation, biological process: positive regulation of myoblast fusion. Lineage: Eukaryota; Metazoa; Chordata; Mammalia; Carnivora; Felidae. Bases 101 to 469 code for a protein of 122 amino acids. The record is from RefSeq and is a predicted model, not a curated record.